CCUCGACCAAUCAGAGCGCCCUGUCCCAUCAUUCUCGGAGGGUUGCCAACAUGGCCGGUGUUGCUCUGUAAAGGCUCCAAGACCGAAGCGGGUUCUUGGGAGCAAAUCGGUUUUCUAAAGGAUUCUAGGAGGGAAAAACACACAAAUAAAAGCUUGUGAUGCCAUUGAGCAAGGCUUCAUGGAACCACAGAUCCACCGGAAGCAACUGGGCAGAUAAAAGUGGAAACAUACACAGCGUCUGUGCGGAUGAGCUGAACGUUCUCCGGUGUUCUCUCUGCGUGUCUCCACAAAGAUGUUCUGAACGGGAUUAGCCGAGCUGCAUCCCAGCCUCCGGAGAAAACUCAGAGAGAGAGGUCCCCGAGUCUCCCCUCUGUUCUUCGGCUCCUGCAGGCUGGGGGGGGACGUGAGGCUUCGAGGCUUCUUGCCGACGGCCUCCAGUUCGACGAGCGGAUUAGGGCUGAACAGCGUGUGGAACCAUGCAGGCGCAGGAUAAGAAGCAGGAGGAGGACGGUGUGGUUCUGGGUCUUUCAACUCGUCAGGCUCUGGUGAAGCUGCGGGAUCAGCUCAGCGUCCUUCUGGAUCAGCACCAGAGGACGAUCCAGCAAAGAGCUACAGCUGUGGAGCAGUGGAGGUUCCUUAGCCAUGAUAACCGUCACUCCUGCCUCCACUGGCCGGGGGCCGCCCUCACUCUCCUGGUGGUCCUGGGUUUCCUCUGUUGCCGUGACAGCCAGCCCUGGGGCAGCUCAGGCGUGGAGCUGGUGAACGCCGCUGCUCUGCUGCUCCUCUUUGUGUUAAACCUGCUGCUGGUCGGACGGCAGGAGAAGCUGAAGCGGCUGGAGAUGCUGCGGCGCCUCAAAGGCAUCAUUGGACAGUUGAACGAAUAUCUGUCAGGUUGUGUGGGGGAGGUUCAGUGGCCCACGUCUCUGUAUCCAGACCUGUACACACCUUCCUCCCCUUCAUGGUCCCUACACUGGACAUACCGAGACGCUCAGCUGGUCAACCUGCCUGUCAGCCUGCUGGUGGAAGGAGACAUCAUUGCGUUAAGACCUGGACAAGAGGCUUUUGUGUCUCUUAGAGGGAUCAAGGACAAUGAGCACAUCGUGUUAGAACCAGGAGAUCUGUUCCCACCCUUCUCCCCCCCUCCCUCCCCUCGAACCACAGAGAAGAAAUCAGUCCAGUGUCCCCUCCAGCACCGCCUUUUCAAAGUGGUCCGUACUCCGGUUUUGGACCCCGUCAGGAGUAGUCUGGAUCAAGCCUUGUCCCGGCCUGUCACGGUUCUUGACAACGAGCGGUUUACUGUCCAGUCCAUCAUCAUGAAGCGCGUCUGUCCUGUGGUUCUGGUGGCGUUUCUGGUGGUGAAUGUUGUGCGUUUCUUCUGCAAUGCCCCCAGCCUCACACCUGCCCCAUAUAAUUUCAUCCAGCUUCAGGUGAUGGGCAUCCUACCCAUUCUGCCCCUGCUCUUCCCGGUGAUGUGGGUGCUGGUGAACGCCUUCGGGGAGGCCCGAGUGUUGGCGGAGUUCAGCCGUGUAUCUCCAGCUGGCCUGCUUGCUAAGUUCUCCGAGGACACACUCAGCAGCUACACGGAUGCUGUUUCCUCCCAGGAAAUGCUGCGCUGCGUCUGGAGACACCUGGUCGGCGUCAUGAAAGGAGAGUCUCAGACUCUCUGCUACACCUCCAGCUUGCUGCACACGCUGGGGUCCGUCACUGUCUUGUGCUGUGUGGACAAGCAGGGCAUCCUAUCGUGGCCAAACCCCAGUCCAGAGACGGUGCUUUUCUUUAGUGGGAGGGUGGAGCCCCCUCACAACAGCCAGGAGGACCUUCAGGAUGACCUGUCAGUUUCCUCAUAUUACCGCAUGGAAGCAGAAGACAGAGACGGGGUCCAGGAAGCAGAGGCUCUGCUCUGUGAGCCCAAAGAGUCCGCCACACAACCUGGAGAGGCGCCUGAGCCCGGGAACCCCCCACGGAACCCGGCCCUCUCCAUGGAAAUGCUGCAGCCGUGGCAGCCCUGCCAGCUCGCUCAGGCUUGCACCAAACAACACUCUGGAUCGAACGUGAGCUUCAGCCAUGACAUCGAGGGCGGGAAGGAGGAGCAGGGUGUAGCUCCUAGCUCGGCAGAGAUGGAGGCAGAGGACUUUGUGUGUGACUACCACCUAGAGAUGCUGAGCCUUUCUCAGGACCAGCAGAACCCGGCUAGCAUCCAGUUUGACGACCUUUCCUGGCAGUGCCACCUGCCGUCCCUGAAACCCCUGGGCCUCAACAUCAUGCUGAACCUGUGCAACGCUGGCGUGACCCAGCAGCUGUGCCGCUUCUCCGACCACCUGUCCCACCUGGCUCUGCAGGAGAGUCAGGGGAGUGUGCUGCCUGUCUAUGUGCCCUGGGGGCUCUGUGAGCUCUCCAGACUCAUCGGAUUCACUCCUGGUGCGCGGGAGCUGUUCAAACAAGAGAACCACUUGGCUCUGUACCAGCUGCCAUGUAGAGAGAAGACCAAGGAGCUGGCCUCUCGCCGCCUUCACUACUUUACCAGACGGCAGCCUCCCAUCUCCCACCUCAUCUCCCUGUUUGUCAGAGACUCCUCCUCCAAUAGUGUCCAAAUGCUGUCCCACGGCUCCGCUGACCUCAUCCUGGAGGCUUGCACUGACUUUUGGGAUGGAACAGAUAUUUACCCACUGUCGGGCUCUGACAGAAAGAAGGUUCUGGAUUUCUACCAACGUGCCUGUCUGUCCGGUUACUGCUCAGCCUUUGCUUACAAGCCCAUGCAAGUGUCCCUCUCCGGCCAGCUUAUAGGGAAGUGUGUGGAACUGGCCCCAGGUCCCUGCCUUUUCUCUGGGGUGGAACUGCCCUCCACUACACCCAUCAAACACAACUCCAGCAGGAACAGCUGGAGUUCAGACGAGGGAAUUGGUGAGGGGGUGGAGCGGGAAGACUGCAUUACGGCACUCAGUGGGCAGAUAUUCAUGGGCAUGGUGUCGUCUCAGUACCAAGCACGGCUGGACACAGUCCGCCUCAUCGAUGCCCUGGUCACUGCAUGCAUCCGCUUUGUGUAUUUCUCCAUGGAGGAUGAGCUCCGCAGUAAGGUGUUUGCAGAGAAGAUGGGUUUGGAGACUGGCUGGAACUGCCAUAUCUCUCUGACUCCCAACGGGGACGGUCCCUGUGACGGAGCCCCGUCCAGCCCCGGUCAGGGCUCACUUCACGAAGACGUCAACCCAGACUCUCGUGAUGAAGCUGAGGGUCCACUGCUUCCAGAGGAGGAAGCCCACUCAGAUUUGGCCAGUUUUCAGCCCAUAGACAGUGAUGUGCCCAGCUUUCUGGAAGACUGCAACAGAGCUAAGUUACCUCGUGGGAUCCAUCAGGUUCGUCCACACUUGAAGAACAUAGACAAUGUGCCUCUCCUGGUGCCACUGUUCACCGACUGCAGCCCCGACACCAUGUGUGAGAUGAUCGAGAUCAUGCAGGAGAACCGGGAAGUGACCUGCUGCCUAGGAAGUUCUGCAAACUUCCGUAACAGUCGUCUGUUCCUGCAGAGCGACCUCAGCCUGGCUCUGGACCCUCUGUACCCAUCUCAGUGCUCAUGGGAGACCUUUGGCUACGCCACUGGAGGGGGGUUCAGCAGAGACGCCGAAGGGCUGUCCCCUCUGAAGCUGUCGGGACAGCUGAACAGCCUGGGCUGCUCCGUGUCCUUCCACCAAGGAGACAGCGUCAGCAUGGUGAAGCUCAUCGAGCAGGCGCGUCACACAACAUCUGGCAUCCGAAAGUGCUUCCUCUUCCUGCUGCAGUGUCAGCUCAGUCUGGUCAUCAUCCAGUUCCUGGCCUGUCUCAUCCAGCUCCCUCCACCCAUAAACACCACCGACAUCCUCUGGGUUUCCUGCUUCAGCUGCCCCUUACUCAGCGUUUCUCUCCUGGGGAAGCCUCCUGACAGUUCAGUCAUGACCGUCGCUACAGGGAAAAACCUGGAUUCAAUCCCAAAGAAGACGCAGAACUACUUCCUGGGCUGCUUCCUGUUGAAGUUCGGCCUGACGGUGUGUGCUUACCUGCUGGCCUUUGGCUUCACCCUGCAGGCUGUCUGCCCCCCCGACACCAACAUGACCUUGGCCGAUAACAGCACGCUCGCCUGCCGCUCCAUCUUCACUCCCAGCUCGUCAAAGGAGUCUCCAGGCUGGUUCACCGAUCUGUCCAGUGGCCUCCUGCUGACUCAGAAGGUCAUGGCCAGCUUUUUUGUCCUUCACACAGUGGUGAUCUCUCUGAGCUACGUUCACCGCUCCCAGCCUCUGUGGAGGAGGAGUCCCUUCAGCAACACCUGGUGGUGCCUCACCGUUCCCGUCGUAUUGGUGGGCCAGGUCAUCCAGGCUACCGUAGAUUACCAGCUGUGGCAGGACCGGGGCAGCGCCCUGACCUUCCAUUUGGGUCAGAUCCCUCUGGAGUCCUGGCUGGUGGCCUCCCUGUCCCCGCUGCUGGUGAUCGUGGUCAACGAGGUGGGAAAGCUGCACGAGAUACGGGUUCGUGUUCGUUACCAGAAGAGACAGAAGCUGCAGUUUGAGACGAAGCUGGGGAUGAACUCUCCGUUCUAACACUCGCAGGAUUCUGCUGCUGCUGCUGUGGCGGCGGCGGUUUGACCACGCUCGCUGAUGGACACCAGGAACAAUCUGUUUGUGGAGGACAGAAAAUAGGAAAACUGCAAAAAAAAAGUUAAUUUCCACUAAAAUAAAAACAACCAGAACUACUUUUACUCUGUUUUUGAUGUCUGACAGCAUGAGGAGCAGCUUUUUCCUCUCGGGGGAAAAACUAUGUUUGGCAUUUUCUUGCAUAGAUGUGCAGGAUACCACACGGUCCACUGAAACACACCGACUGAAAACGGUAAAAAAAGAGAAAUAUCUGAGUUCAAAGUGCAAUAACCAUGAAAUAACUCAAUGCAUGGAAUUGGAGUAAAAAGUGAGUGACUGUAAAUGCUGUACCUUAAGAUCAAUUCACAAAACGAAUGUUCAACCUGAAAAAGCAGCUUGGACUGUACUUUCUGUACUACUUUUUUAUUUGCUGAGUCAGCUAACCUGCAGCUGAGAUGAAAAUGUGGUUCAGUUGUCGUUUACACAGGGAUUCAUACUUUUAUAUUCUUGCCAAAUGUUGUUUAUGCAAAUAUAUUUUUUAUUUUAGACCAGCAGUAAUGUCAUGUGUUUUUAGGAUUUUUUUUCCCCCAAAAAGUCUCUUGUAAAGUGGUUCAAAGAUGUUCCCAUCACUCUUUACUUUUUACUACUGACGUCACAGGCAUUCAAUAAAGUUUUAUUUAUCGUAUUCAAACUAUGAA
This is a messenger RNA of Oryzias melastigma (Indian medaka), 5296 nucleotides long. RefSeq names its product transmembrane protein 94 (gene tmem94). The transcript is spliced from 33 exons. Lineage: Eukaryota; Metazoa; Chordata; Actinopteri; Beloniformes; Adrianichthyidae. The record is from RefSeq and is a predicted model, not a curated record. Bases 477 to 4565 code for a protein of 1362 amino acids.